AUAAAAAGAUUUAUUAAAUUAAAAAAGACAAAAUAACAAAAUCUCAUAUAUCUAAAAUCUUAAAGUUGAGUUAUAAAUCCACAUAAAGUUUUCCAAUUGUUCAGUGCUGUUUAGUCUUUCGCGGCUCUACUCAGCCACAAGAGUUAUAAGCUGAAAAAUUAUAAAAUUAAAUGAACCACUUUUGAAUUUCCUGUUUUCGAAGUCUGGCAUAAUUUAUCUCGACCGCUCUCAAGGCCAACACGUGCUUUCCGCAUAUUUUGGUGCAUUCUUCUGUUAAUUGGUGCAAUAUUUUGAGAAUAGUGAAAAUUUAUAAACAAAUGGAGCCAGGUAUUUGUUAUAUCAAAGAAGAGUACCUGAUACCAGAGGUAAAAAGCAGUUCUACUGUGGUGGAGGCUGUUGAACAGGACAAUAAAAGAAAGUCGCCUGAUGAAAAUGCAACAAACAAUGGAAAGGCUCAGAAGUACCAGAAAACUAGUAAAAAAGAAAGGAAACGUGGCCAAAAUAAGAACCGGCCAGUUUUCAAGCAAGACAGUUCCCUGUUUUUGUGCCACUCACUAAUGAAUGGUCCCGAUCAGGAAAAGUGCACACAUCAAAAUUGCCGGUAUGUACAUAAUUUAUCUGAGUACUUGGCAUCCAAACCCGAAGAUUUGGGUUCAAAAUGUCCCGUAUUUGAUGCUGUAGGCUUUUGUACCCGCGGUGUCACUUGCCGUUUUGCCAAAGCUCAUUUGGAUGCAGAAGGACGAAACAUCAAGGCGGCAAAAUAUAACGAGAGCAAAGCGCGUACUAGCUUAAAUGGAAUUACGACAGAGCUGCAAGUGCGUCUGCGUAAACGUGACUAUGAUUUCACGCGCAGCAAGCAGUUGGUAGCACAAGCUGACAAAAUACGCGAUGAAAGAAAAAAGGAAGUAGAAAAUGCAGCGCAGAAAACGGAUGUCGAGGAAGCUGUAGCCGAAAAAGAAACUGCAGCAGUGGCAAACGCUUCUGAAGAGGUACCCAUCAACACAGACAAACCAGUAGGCGCCGUAGUAGAUGAUGUAGAGACACCCGGUCCAGAUGUAAUGAAACCACCUGUCGAUUUUGUUGAUAAACUAAUACUUUCUCCAUUAACCACUGUUGGUAACUUGCCUUUCCGACGCAUAUGUAAAGAAUUUGGUGCAGAUAUUACUUGUGGUGAAAUGGCUUGUGCUGUACCAAUAGUUAAGGGACUCACGCAGGAGUGGGCGCUAACAAAGCGACACUCCAGCGAGGAUGUAUUUGGCGUACAAUUGUGUGGCAAUAAUCCGAAUAUUAUAGCGCAAGCAGCACAGUUGUUGCAAGAGACUACAAGCAUUGAUUACAUCGAUCUAAAUAUUGGUUGUCCUAUUGAGCUGAUAUAUCAGCAUGGCGGUGGUAGUGCACUUAUGCGGCGCACAAAUAUACUAGAGACAAUUGUGCGUUCCUGCUCGUCUCUAUCGCCGCAAAUACCAUUCACUGUAAAAAUGCGUACUGGUGUGUAUGCGGAUAAAAGUGUGGCGCACGAGUUAGUGCCGUUGGUGGAGGAGUGGGGGGCAAGUGCUGUGACGUUGCAUGGACGUUCACGCGAACAACGGUACACGAAGAGUGCCAACUGGCAGUAUAUAGAAGAGUGUGCAGCUAAAGCACAGCGUAUGCCGAUAAUUGGGAAUGGCGAUAUUCUAAAUUUUGAAGAUUUUAAUGAGAAGAGGAAAAUUGCACCACACGUCUCCUCGAUAAUGAUUGGGCGCGGCGCGCUUAUUAAGCCGUGGAUCUUUAAGGAGAUUAAAGAACAAAAACCAUGGAAUCCCACAUCUGCAGAACGCUUCGAAAUCCUGCGUACUUAUGUCAACUACGGCUUAGAGCACUGGGGCUCCGACACGAAAGGUGUAGAGAAUACCCGGCGCUUCUUGCUGGAAUGGCAAUCAUUCCUCUAUCGCUACAUACCUUAUGAGCUCUUAGCACAUCCACCACAACAGAUUAAUCAACGUCCACAAAAAUUUCGAGGACGAGAUGAAAUGGAAACUUUGAUGAGUUCGCCAAAUUCUGCUGAUUGGGUACGUUUGAGUGAGAUGCUGUUAGGUCCAGUACCAGAGAGCUUUGAAUUUGUGCCAAAACAUAAAGCGAAUGCUUAUUAAUAUUAAAUUGAAAUACUGGGUAUGAAACGUUGUAGUUAAAGAAGCAAAUUUUUACUAACAAGUAAAAAAUACUAGUUAUAUUAAUUUUGACAUCAACGCUUUUGCAUAAUACAUGUCUUUGUAUAAAUGUGCAGAUAAAAAUAUGUUUAAAAUAGAAAAAAGGUUACACAUCAAU
Molecule: messenger RNA, 2304 nt
Organism: Rhagoletis pomonella (apple maggot)
Lineage: Eukaryota; Metazoa; Arthropoda; Insecta; Diptera; Tephritidae
Gene: Dus3
Product: tRNA-dihydrouridine(47) synthase [NAD(P)(+)]-like
Exons: 6
Coding region: 318-2129 (603 amino acids)
Biological process (GO): tRNA processing
Molecular function (GO): RNA binding; flavin adenine dinucleotide binding; tRNA dihydrouridine synthase activity
Source: RefSeq, a predicted model, not a curated record